Messenger RNA from Carassius carassius (crucian carp), 3529 nucleotides. RefSeq names its product synaptic vesicle glycoprotein 2C-like. Gene Ontology annotation, cellular component: membrane. Gene Ontology annotation, biological process: transmembrane transport; chemical synaptic transmission. The transcript has 13 exons. Lineage: Eukaryota; Metazoa; Chordata; Actinopteri; Cypriniformes; Cyprinidae. Gene Ontology annotation, molecular function: transmembrane transporter activity. The coding region runs from base 452 to 2641 and encodes 729 amino acids. The record is from RefSeq and is a predicted model, not a curated record.
ACUAUGAUCCUAACGCGCUCAUUCUGCUCCCCUGCCCCCCGUCGCGUUACAUUCAGCGGGGCUGCCCGCCAUACAACUAUUGAUUUCCUCUCUCUCCCUCCCUCCUUCUAUCUCUCUCUCUCCAUCACUUCUUAUCUUUUCUUCAAGUGCUGCAGAGAGCGCGGCCGCUGCUGCAUUGUGAGGAGAGAAAGAAUAACGCUAAAGGAAGAUCCGCGUUCACGCGCUCAGAUGGCCGCGCGCCCGUGAAAUCUGGACUCGCGCACAUUCGUUCCCUUCUGCAUUGAGUGAAUGAAGCUGUCCGUCAGAAGGAACCACAUACAUCACGCUCUUCUGUCUUUCUCCAGACCACUCGACUGACCCACAGUAACUCUGAUCUCGUUCCCCGAAACUCACGUUUGAUUCCUGACUGGUGGAAUCCACUUCUGCAGCCAAACAGCUGAACUCUGCCCAGAUGGAGGACCCAUACAGAGACAGGACGUCUCUGGUCAAAGGCGCUCGUGACAUCGCCAAGGAGGCGAAACGCCACGCCGCCAAGAAGGUCAGCAAAGUGGUGGACCGUGCUUCGAACGAAUACAGCAGCCGCAGCUACAACCGCUUUGAAAAUGACGAAAACGAGGGCGCUGAUGAAGACUAUUAUCAGGACGGCCAGGCUCAGCAAGAGGAUGACGAGGGAUCCAGCGAUGCCACAGAGGGCCACGACGACGAGGACGAAAUAUACGAGGGCGAGUACCAGGGCGUUCCUGCAGGGGGCGGGGCUACGGAUGGGCGUGGCCAGGUGACGAUUGGCCAGCUGUUGACGGAUGGAAUGAAGGACAAGCGUGAGCUGGAGAAAGAGAGAGAGGCGGAUGAAGAGGAGCUGGCGCAGCAGUACGAGCUCAUCAUCCAGGAGUGUGGACACGGACGCUUCCAGUGGCAGCUGUUCUUCGUGUUGGGCCUGGCUCUCAUGUCUGACGGGGUAGAGGUGUUCGUGGUGGGGUUUGUGCUGCCCAGUGCUGAGACGGACAUGUGUGUGCCCAACUCUGGAGCCGGAUGGCUGGGCAGUGUGGUGUAUCUGGGAAUGAUGGUGGGAGCGUUCUUCUGGGGCGGUCUGUCAGAUAAAGUGGGUCGACGUCAGUGUCUGCUGGUGUGUAUGUCAGUCAAUGGCUUCUUCGCCUUCCUGUCGUCCUUCGUUCAGGGCUACAGCACCUUCCUCUUCUGCAGGAUGCUCUCGGGGUUUGGGAUUGGCGGUGCGGUUCCCAUCGUGUUCUCAUAUUUCGCCGAGUUCCUGGCCCGUGAGAAGCGCGGGGAACACCUGAGCUGGCUCUGUAUGUUCUGGAUGGUGGGUGGGAUCUACGCCUCAGCCAUGGCCUGGGCCAUCAUUCCACACUAUGGCUGGAGCUUUAGCAUGGGUUCAGCGUAUCAAUUCCACAGCUGGCGUGUGUUUGUGGUCGUCUGUGCAUUGCCUUGUGUCUCUGCAGUCGUGGCACUCACAUUCAUGCCAGAGAGUCCUCGCUUCUACCUCGAGAUUGGAAAGCAUGACGAAGCGUGGAUGGUUCUCAAACAGAUUCAUGACACCAACAUGCGUGCACGCGGAGAGCCCGAGAAAGUGUUUACUGUGAACCGUAUAAAGAUCCCCAGGCAGCUGGAUGAGCUGGUGGAGAUGCAGUCCGAGUCAGCAAACCCUUUGGCCAAAGUCUUCUUCAGGAUCAAGAGAGAACUGCGCGGAAUCUGGCUCACGUUCAUGAAGUGCUGGGAUUACCCCGUCAAGGACAACACUGUGAAGCUGGCCGUGGUUUGGUUCUCGCUGUCCUUCGGGUACUACGGUCUGUCUGUCUGGUUUCCUGACGUCAUAAAGCACCUGCAGGCGGACGAGUACGCGUCCCGCGUCAAGAUCCACAACAACGAGAGAAUCGAAGAUUUCACCUUUAAUUUCACCCUGGAGAACCAGAUCCAUAAAAACGGAGUGUUUAUCAAUGACAGAUUCAUUGGCAUGAAGUUUAAGUCUGUGAGUUUCAUCGACUCCACCUUUCAGAGCUGUUACUUUGAAGACAUCAGCUCCAUCGGUUCCUUCUUCAAGAACUGCACCAUCAUAGAAGCCUUCUUCUAUAAUACAGAUAUCGCCGACUCGAAAUUCAUCGGCUCCUCUGUGAUCAACUCCACGUUUGCGCACAACAAGACCGGCUGUCAGAUGACGUUUGAUGACGACUACAGCGCGUACUGGGUGUAUUUCAUCAACUUCCUCGGCACGCUAGCCGUCUUGCCAGGGAACAUAGUCUCCGCCCUCCUCAUGGAUAAAGUGGGCCGUCUGAGCAUGUUAGGCGGCUCGAUGGUGUUGUCUGGCAUCAGUUGUUUCUUUCUGUGGUUCGGCACCAGUGAGUCCAUGAUGAUAGCGAUGCUCUGCCUUUAUAACGGACUCAGUAUAUCGGCCUGGAACUCACUGGAUGUGGUGACGGCCGAACUGUAUCCCACCAACAGGAGAGGAACUGGCUUUGGCUUUUGUAACUCCAUGUGUAAGCUGGCCGCAGUCUUGGGGAAUCUAAUAUUUGGGUCAUUGGUGGGAAUCACGAAAUCCAUCCCGAUCCUGUUGGCGUCGUCUGUGCUGGUCGCUGGAGGCCUGGUGGGUCUGCGGCUCCCCGACACACGCUCCAACGUCCUCAUGUGACCCCAGCACACCUGUGACCUCUGACCCUGAGUCAUCACAGAAACACAGGCAGGGUACAGGUGGAGGCGACUACGACGUGUUUGCUUUAUUUGUUCAUUUAAACUGUGUUAUUCAUUCCUUUAGAAAUGUACCCAGUUUAGAUCAAAACUAGAUUUCGAUUUUAGACGGUGAGUUUUUGACCUAAUCUGGGUGGGCAGUAUUAUUAUUUUUAAUUAUUUAUUUAAUACAAAAUAAUUUUUGUAUUAUUGUAUUAUUUUAUCUUUAUUAUUUUUAGCUGAACACACAAAAAAACAUUCAGGUGAUUUUAAUGUUUUUUAUUUAUUUUUUAUUAAAGUGUUAAUUUUUUGGUUUUAAAUUAUGCUUUUAAACCCAAACGAGAGUAAAAAAGGCCAUUUAGAGAUGUAGAGAUUAGCGAUAACAGCUUUUUUUGUUAGCAUUGGUCUGAUUCUCCAGUGGCUUCCACUGGAAUAUUUCUUAAACAAGACGAUAACGAUUUUCCAGUAUACAUUUUCUGCUUUUUAUAAAGAUUUAGUUAGUAGAAGAACACCGACACGCUUUAACUUCAUUCUUGCCUUGGUGAACUUGUCAUCGAUGUAGCCCAAACGGACUUCAUUUGGUAUUUUUCUCUCUUGGUUUAAGGGUUAAAGACGUCUUGAUAACCCAGCUAUGCUUCCAUGUGUAAAUCUUCCUCGGAAAACUGAAUGGCCUUUGCUUUCUCUCCGUGCCUCCUUCCUGUAAAACGCUCCCAUCAGUUUCUCGUAGGUUGUAGCGAUCCAUCGUGUGUCCGAUUUAUUUUGGGAUGCUCUACUGCUCCAAUAGCUGGAAAUAUUGUGUUUCAUCACAUUCCACUGGAAGUUCGUACAUGCAGUUGUGCAAUAAGACAGGACG